Molecule: messenger RNA, 738 nt
Organism: Cyprinodon variegatus (sheepshead minnow)
Lineage: Eukaryota; Metazoa; Chordata; Actinopteri; Cyprinodontiformes; Cyprinodontidae
Product: centrosomal protein of 112 kDa-like
Exons: 5
Source: RefSeq, a predicted model, not a curated record
GAUAGUCAGAUUCCAAAGAAAAUCAUCUCAGUUUUUAUGUUUUCCCACCUCUCAGCUGAUUGCAGAGCUGCAGACAUCUGUAUGUGACUCUAAAGAGGAGGCUGUGCGCCUGCAGCAGGCCAUGGAGAAGCAGCUGAAGGAGGUCAACGCUCGGUGGGAUGAAGAGAGACAGACGAUUACCCAGAAUGCCGAGCAGGCCAACAAGGCUCUGCUAGAAAAGGUGGAAAACCUGCAGAGACAGCUGCACUGUGCGGAGAAGAAGCUGCUCAGCAAAGAGCUGGAGUCAGAAGAGAGGGUGACGAAGGUGCAUCAGGAGUACGAGGAGAAGAUCAAAGGUCUGAUGCCAGCAGAUCUCAGGCAGGAGCUGGAAGACACCAUCACCUACCUGAAAGCUCAGGUCGGCUUCCUCCAGAAGACGGCCUCUUUGCUACAGGAAGACCUGGAUGCCUGUCGCAACAGGAGGUAACGGUAUAAAUGAAGACAUUCUGGGAGAAGAAGGAUGAUAUUUUCCAGUAAAAGUGAGCAUUGUAGUUCCCUCUCAUUAACACUCCACUGGGCCAGUCAUCUUUACGUUUAAUGCCCUGCUUUACCCUCGUGGCAUAUAAAAUAUUUAUUCUAGUUGUUUUUAUUCUUGUUUCAGUGUAACAUUUUUAUUGUCCAGCUAAAGUGUUCGUUUAUUCGUUUUUUUUGUGAACUGCUGGAUGUUAUUUUAUUUUUUUUAUAAAAUCAUUUGUAAUA